Dentiscutata heterogama is the source of this 324-nucleotide messenger RNA. The record is from the annotation of a GenBank genome assembly. Lineage: Eukaryota; Fungi; Glomeromycota; Glomeromycetes; Diversisporales; Gigasporaceae.
CUUGUCCAAGCGCGUGUCUUGAUUGCUCAUUAAAAAAUCCCGCUGAUCUUACCAACCCGAGUGGUAAUGGAGGAGUUCAAUGUAGCAGCUGUCUUCCAGGAUUUGUACUUGAUAAUGGUAAUUGCGUUAAGACUUGUCCUCCCGGAAAAGUAGUUAAUCCAAAUGACAAUUUAAAUUGCAUAGCGUGUAACAGUGCAUGUGCAACUUGCAGUGGUCCUUCAGCAUCGGAAUGUUUGUCGUGUUCGGCAUCAAAUCAAUUUGCAUUGAAUGGAAUCUGUUCAUCAGCCUCAUGUCCAUCAUCAUAUUUCACCCAAAAUACUUCUU